AAGUGGGGUCCAAUGCUGUUUUGAAACAUUCUUCAAAAUAUCUUCUUUUGUGUUUCGCAGGAGAAAGUCAUACUUGUUUGGCGAAACAUGAGAGUGAGUAAAUGAUGACAUUUUUCUUUUUUGGGUGAACUAUACCUUUAAAGGAGACAUUAACACCUAAAACAUAAUAAAAUAUUUGUAAGAAGUGUUUUUCUUUUCUCACUCUGUUUUAAAGUAGACUUGACAGCUAGAAGCUAAAAAGCACAGGCUCACAAGUAUUUAUUUCAAGCGAUAUAUUUUGGUUUCCUCAAAAUGUGCUGAGGCAGUGUGUUAGCAUUUUAGGAAUUGUGUUAUAACAAAGACGUAACUUACAACCACUAGAUGUUUAUCUUUGGAAAGAUAAGGCAUCUUGUGAAUGGCGAGGCGUUAAAUACUCCCUAUUUGUAUCCAUGAAGCUGGGUGUAAAGGGGGCAGGAAGGGCUGAAGAAAGCCAGGUUCAGUUGAGAACCUGACAAUUCGAUCCCAUUGAUGUGUUUCAAGAAGCAGCGGUACUGUAACUCAAGACAAAUACCAUGUCAGAGUUUGUGAACUAUUCUAAGCAUCAGUUGCUGACACCGAGGCUGGGGGGCUGGGAGGUGGCACACCAAGCGGCUUAACAAGGCCCACCCACAGGAACUGCCACCCUCUAUGUGGACCAUUGACUCCCUCUGCUUCACCGUUGUGAAAUAUCUGGCUGUUUUUAGACUUGUUCACAUGAUGUCCUAACCUCUGCUGUAGCUCGGGACUGAAUAUUACCUAAAGUUGAUCUUCUUUGUUAAGAGUCCUUCACAGCCGUGGUGCUUGAGCCUCUUGACGGUGUGUGGAAGAUCUACGGAUAACCGUCUUUUGUGACCUUGGAUCUUUUCAGAGGCUGAAGCUGGAUUCCACCAGAGACACAUGGUCCAGAGUGACAAGGCCAUCUGCUGUAGCGCCAGUGCAGUGGGAGGGAGGGGAAAGAUGAAGGGGUGGUUUGUGGGGGGGUGAGUGUACAGAGAAUUCCUCCCCCUUCGGGUGUGGAGGGAGUAGAUAUUCUGGGAGAUCAUUGCCAGUACCUUGGAUUGAGACUUAUUUCUUUAGUGUCACAUUUUUUUACUUCAGAUUUCUUUCCCGGCUUUCUGGAGCAACUGAGGUUGGAUCUUUAAUGUCAAGAGAUCAUGGUUUUGUGAUUCUUAUGUGUUUUCAAAGUGAUGAGCAAUGGGGAUCUGGACUCUGAAGACCUUUCAAGCAGUGGAUCCAGUUUCUUCAACAUCUCUUUGCACCCAAAGCUGAGAGUUGUGGAUCAGCGACGCAAGUGGGUGCAGACCUCUGGUGUGGAUUUUUGCUAACACGUCUAUUGUUUUGGUGAGUUGACGGUGAAAGACAAAAAACGGUACGCUUGCGCUUCCCUAGAGGACCGAAGAGCCAAGCGGAUGGUUAUUUUUAUGAGGGACUUUGUAGCAGAAAUGGGUCAGGACCAAACCAAACAGCAGAUUGAGAAGGGACUGAAGCUUUAUCAGUCAAAUGACACAGAAAAGGCUUUAUAUGUCUGGAUGAAAGUGUUAAGAAAGACAUCUGAUCCUGGGGGGAAAUUUCGAGUUUUAGGUUGUCUGAUCACAGCACAUUCGGAAAUGGGGAAAUACAAGGAGAUGCUACAGUACUCCCUAGCUCAGAUAAACACAGCCAGAGAGAUGGAGGACCCGGACUACCUGACGGAGGGCUACCUGAACCUGGCACGCAGCAAUGAGAAGCUUUGUGAAUUCCAGAAGACAGUCUCAUAUUGUGAGACCUGCUUAAACAUGCAGGGCACCACUGUUAGCCUACAGCUCAAUGGGCAAGUGUGUUUGAGCAUGGGCAAUGCCUACCUGGGCCUUAGCGUUUUCCAAAAAGCCUUAGUGAGCUAUGAGAAGGCCCUGCGAUAUGCUCACAACAACGAUGACAAGAUGCUGGAGUGCCGGGUCUGCUGCAGUUUGGGCAACUUCUACAUCCAGCUUAAGGAUUAUGAGAAAGCACUCUUCUUUCCUUGCAAAGCAGCUGAACUCGUGAAUGACUAUGGUAAGGGUUGGAGUCUCAAGUACCGUGCCAUGAGCCAGUAUCAUAUGUCAGUGGCCUACAGGAAGCUGAUGCGCUUAGCAGAUGCAAUGGAAUGCUGUGAGGAAUCAAUGAAGAUUGCACUGCAGCAUGGAGAUCGGCCGCUUCAGGCAUUGUGUCUGCUUAACUUUGCUGAUAUUCAUCGCUGUCAGAAAGAUGUUGAUAAAGCAUUCCCUCGCUAUGAGUCCUCCAUGUGCAUAAUGUCAGAGACUGGCAACCGCCUUGGACAAGCAUCCAUCAACGUUGGUGUGGGGAAGUGCUGGAUUCUGCAGAAGGAAUACGAUAAGGCUUUGGACUCAUUGCAAAGAGCACAUGAUCUGGCCAAGGCAACUGGAAACAAGCUGUGUAUCCUGAAGGUGCACAGUCUGUGUGAAGGCAUCUACCGCUGUAAGGAGCAGCAGGAGGAGUUGAGAGAGCAGGUGGUGAAGUUCCUGCAGUGUGUGGAAGAGCUAGAGCUCUACUGUGGCAUGUGUGGGGAGUCUAUUGGAGAGAAGAACCAGCAGCUGCAGGCCUUGCCCUGCUCUCACAUUUUCCACCUCAAGUGUCUGCAGACAAACGGCACAAAGGGCUGUCCAAAAUGUCAUCGUUCCUCAGUUAAGCUGGGUUUUGUAUGAGAUUACACUCCUGCCUUGGACGAAAUGGCAGAAUCCCAUCGCAGUGACCCAUCUGGGAGCAAAAGUUCCAGGGCCUUCUUUCAGGAAGCUUUCUAACUGGACAAAAGGAGAGUUUCCGGUAUUUCCACGCUGUCUUUAUGGUAACAGGGAAUAAUGUGGAAAUGACAGGAUAUGGGAAUAGUUCAACACAGAGACGUCAUGAAAGACUACGGAUAUUUCUCUGAACUGACCUUAUAAUGCUGCACUGGUGUAAGACAGAAACAUUAAAAACAGCCUUUUGGACAAUGCAGCAUUGCUGUCCUGUCAGUGAGGAUAUCCAUCAAAGAGGUGAGAGCUUCACAUAUCACAUGGUUUCCUAAUGGACAUUAUUGCUCUAUUAUCACAGCUGAACAUAACAAAACAUGUAUAUUUGAAACUUUCUAAGUGAUUUUCAAGAAAGUUUCAAGCUCUAAUCAAUUUCUUCAAGAUUGUGUAAAUAAUUAAUAAAUGCUACAAUCAAUGUAAUUUUAAAAAGAUAAAGGUGUUCUCUGUCAGCGCUAUAAGAUAUGCUGAGAGAUGCUGUUCUGUUUGAGUUUGUUUGAGGUUUGUUUUGAGAUUGUAGUAAACUCAAAUGUCUCUAACUGCCUCCUGUUAGUGAACUGUAAUAUUCUGAAGUAACAGGGGCAUGUGUUCAACUUAUUAACUUGACCAAUUAUGAAUUUUGUUAAUUAUUUAUGACAAUUAUUUAUGAAUUUUAAUAAGGAUCUUAUACAGUACACAGCAUUACUAUGUUUCUGAUAACAGCUGAAUUCAUUUAUUUUACGUUGAAUCAACAAAAUGUGAAAAGAAGUUUCUUUAUUCAAUACAUUUGUGCAGCUAGAAGUGUAGUUUGCUGAUAUCAGCUUGAAAACCUUAUAAAUAAUCUCCUUUAUUUUCUUAAAAUCUUUAGAGAUUCACAAAAGUGCAUAUGCAACGAACUGUUUAUACAUUUUUCCCAACAUGUAUAGCACUAAAGUAUUUGAGUAUGUUUAAUCAGAAUGGCCCAAAGUUGGUUUUUAUCUUUAUUUCUUUGUGGGCACUUUCAUUUCAUUUUUUAAUCAAAAAUAAAUGUAAGCAAAUUGCCAUAUGUAUGAUCAAUUUAACCUAUAUCAUCAACAUAUAUGAUGAUAUUUUCUUUGAUAAUCUGAUUAAUAUUCAUAUUAUUUUGUUAAUGGCUAACUAACAAUUCUCUAACCUUUCAUAAAUGCUACAUUGAUUUCUCAUCAUUUUACUGUGUAAGGACUUCAGAUAGAAUCUGGGGUCUUGUGCAUGUUUCUUCUGACUCCUGCUUUAUAAGCGGCCCUUCUUUUUUGACACUUUUACAGUUAUUCCAUAACUAAAUAAUAAAAGACAAAUAAAACACAUCCAAAGACAUUUUGCUAUAGCUCUCGCCCCAAGCAUAGGCAUUUGCAAUGGAACCAUUUGUAAUGGUUAAUGUUGGAUGUGAUCAGGCGUAUUCUUAGAAAUAAAUAAUAAAACAACAUGACAUGGAGAUUUCUUGUUGAACUUAUUAAUAUAUAUGGGAGCAAUAUGCAAAAAUGCUGCUUAUUUAUUUCUCUUUUACCAUACUUUUAUUUUUAUAGUAACCUCCUUGUCCUAUUCUAGCUAAUCUCCCUGUUUACUAACUGCAUGCUGGGUAAAGUGGUUUCACAUCCUGGUUGUCAACACUUCAUAACUACCUCUCCACAUUUGUCCCUCACAAUACUUGCAUAUUUAUGCAGUAGAAUCUUCUGAAAAUGAGACUGAGCACAUUGUUGAAUUGAGAGAAGUCCUAUAUACAUAUGUUCAAUGGACUUUUUCUAGUAAAUAUUUAAUAAAAUAUUUUUUGCAGCUUUUUUUCUGAUUAAGACUCGUCAUGAACAAAACACCCAAGUAUAAUUAGCCAUUGUAAGGUCUGUUUUGGGUUUUGUUUCAUGUUCUUGUUUUCAUGUCUUUUAUUUUGUAAUUUGAGUCAUGCUGUUUGUGUCAUGCUUCCCUUGCGCUCAUGUAUUUCUGUCAAGUUCUG
This is a messenger RNA of Cyprinus carpio (common carp), 4722 nucleotides long. Its product is annotated as 43 kDa receptor-associated protein of the synapse-like. Gene Ontology annotation, cellular component: synapse. Gene Ontology annotation, biological process: chemical synaptic transmission. Gene Ontology annotation, molecular function: protein-membrane adaptor activity; acetylcholine receptor binding. Lineage: Eukaryota; Metazoa; Chordata; Actinopteri; Cypriniformes; Cyprinidae. The record is from RefSeq and is a predicted model, not a curated record.